GAUCUCGUUGUCUCCACUAAAAGAGGCGAAGAGAGAAAGAGGGUUUUAGGUUGUGUGUUCUGUUUUUUUUAAGGGUUUACUUCUCGUUGACCCAAUCGAUGGUUGAGUCUUCUCCUGAUUCGUGUUUCAAAGCUGGUAAGUUUAGCGCUCCAGUCGAUCCUUCUGAAUUGCCUGGUCUAUCGAUGUUGAAGACGGGAGAUCGACAGUGGUUCUUUUUCACUCCAAGGAAUAGGAAGUAUCCAAACGCAGCUAGAGGUCGGGCUCCUAAUGGUGAGCGGACUGACUGGGUGAUGCACGAGUAUACGAUGGAUGAAGAAGAGCUCGGGAGAUGUAAGAACGCCAAGGAGUAUUAUGCUCUUUAUAAGCUGUACAAGAAAAGUGGGGCUGGUCCCAAAAAUGGUGAACAGUAUGGUGCUCCGUUUCAAGAAGAAGAAUGGGUUGAUAGUGAUAGUGAAGACGCAGAUAAUGUUGCUGCACCGGAGUAUCCUGUAGUCCGUUACGAGAACAGUUGUCGUGUGGAUGAUACUAAAUUUUGCAGUCCUGUCAAUCUUCAGUUAGAGGAUAUCGAGAAGCUUCUCAAUGAAGUCCCAGAUGCACCCGGGGUUAACUCAAGACAAUUCAAUGAGUUUGUUGGUGUUCCGCAGGGUAAUAGCGCAGAAGUGAUACAGAGCACAUUGCUGAAUAAUUCUUCUGGAGAGUUUCUUGACCCCCGGAAAAUUGGAGUGUUCUUGCCAAAUGGCCAGCCAUACAACAGGCACUCGAGUUUUCAGUCCCAACUGAAGUCAGCAAACUCAUUUGAGGCUACCUCUGGUAUGGCACCUCUUCUAGAUUUUGAGAAGGAGGAGGACUACAUUGAAAUGGAUGAUCUUCUGAUCCCUGAACUCGGAGCUUCUCUAACUGAGAAAUCCACAGAGUUCUUGAACCAUGGUGAAUUUGGUGAUGUUAAUGAAUAUGACCAAUUGUUCCAUGACAUUCCCGUGUCUUUGGAUGACCCUGUUUUUCAGGGAACUUCUACAAAUCUGUCUUCUCUGAGUAAUUUUACUAAUAACACAUCAGACCAGAGACAGCAAUACCUUAAUCAACAGUUUCAGUACCAGGCCCCUGAGAACCAGCUGAAUAACUUCAUGUAUCCUAGUACCACUAUUAAUCAGUUCACUGACAAUAUGUGGUUUAAAGAUGAUCAGGCUGCUCUCUUUGUUCAACCACAAUCUUCUUCUGGAGCAUUCGCUUCACAGUCAACAGGUGUGAUGCCUGAGUCUAUGAAUCCCACUAUGAGUGUAAAUGCCCAAGACAAGGAAGGUCAAAAUGGUGGUGGAACAAGGAGCCAGUUCUCAUCAGCUCUGUGGGAAUUACUGGAAUCAAUACCAUCAACACCAGCCUCUGCCUGUGAGGGUCCUCUUAACCAGACCUUUGUGCGCAUGUCUAGCUUCAGCCGCAUCAGGUUCAAUGGAACCUCAGUGACUAGUAGAAAAGUCACUGUAGCAAAGAAGCGUAUCAGUAACAGAGGUUUUCUUCUGUUAUCAAUUAUGGGUGCUUUGUGUGCCAUCUUCUGGGUGUUCAUAGCCACAGUUGGAGUUUUGGGAAGACCUGUCUUGUCAUGACCUAGACUCUUGAUGCAGGAUAAGUUAGAAGAAAGCAUGAUCCUCAUU
Messenger RNA from Arabidopsis arenosa, 1649 nucleotides. The record is from the annotation of a GenBank genome assembly. Lineage: Eukaryota; Viridiplantae; Streptophyta; Magnoliopsida; Brassicales; Brassicaceae.